AUGGAUUACGGCGGCGUGCCGGAGCAAUGUCUCCGGCAGCAGCUUCGUAACGAAUACCGUGCAAGCGCAGAGUCACUUGUGGCAGCACUAUGUCACAGAUCAUCCACAUACAGAAAGGUAGUGUCACCAGUCAGCUGGCUCGCGAGUUACACAGCCAAUGUUAACUUCCUGAACGCCAUCUUGUCAAGAGCCAAUCAAUAUGGUGUCGCUGUCGGAAUCUACACGAGUUCGUACGAUUGGAGCCAGAUCACGGGUAAUGCUUUGAUCAACAACCUUGCGCUAUGGUACUGGAAUGUGUAUGGUGGUGGCCCGUUGAACGAGACCCCAGCCAACUUCACUGACUUCCGCUCAUUCGCUAAAUGGACGGCGCCGUCAGUGAAACAGUUCGCUCAAAUGGAAUCGGUUUGUGGAGUGACUGUGAACAGAAAUGUCUACAAUUCGUCGAUUGCAAGGUCUGGUAUGGAUGCUGUGGCCAAGCCAGGAAUGUCCCAACAAAUCACCGUUGGCAGUCUGGGACUUGCAAGUGCAGCGGCGUUCACUGGAAAACCAGAAAUCAUAGCAUAA
This is a messenger RNA of Ostertagia ostertagi, 564 nucleotides long. Lineage: Eukaryota; Metazoa; Nematoda; Chromadorea; Rhabditida; Trichostrongylidae. The record is from the annotation of a GenBank genome assembly.